CAGGGCCUGCCAGAUCUCAGACAUCAGCUAAUCGUGAGGGAACCAUCCUGAGCAUCUCCAAACGCUGACAGAAGAUGGACCAGAGACUCAUCUCCACCAUCCUAGCUCUGCUGCUGAGCCUCUCACAGGCACAUCACCUCGUGGACCUUGGAAGUGAAGCGGAUGAUUCUCCACUAAUUUCAAUCCAAAUAGAUGAUCCUGAUGAUGUGGACAUUACCACAAUGAUUCUACAGUCCAACAAUGGGUCCAGUGAGAUGCUGAUGGAGGGAGACAUGGUUGUGUCAAACACCAGAAAUGCCAUGAAGUGCUGGAAUAACCAAUGCUUAUGGAGGAAAUCCUCAGAUGGACUCGUUGAAGUGCCUUACACUGUGAGCAAUGAAUUCCCUUAUUAUCAGAAGAAGAGGAUUGAAAAUGCCAUGAGGACCUUCAACACAGAAACCUGCAUUCGCUUUGUUCCCCGGUCGAGUCAGAGAGACUUCAUCAGUAUUGAGAGCAGAGAUGGCUGUUACUCCUAUCUGGGGAGAACUGGUGGCAAGCAGGUAGUGUCUCUGGCCAGAUAUGGUUGUGUUUACCACGGUAUCAUUCAGCAUGAGCUGAACCAUGCGCUGGGUUUCUAUCAUGAGCACACAAGGAGCGACCGGGACGAAUACGUCAGAAUCAACUGGGAGAAUGUUGCACCACACACCAUCUACAACUUUCAGAAACAAGACACUAAUAAUCUGAAUACUCCAUAUGACUACACUUCUAUCAUGCAUUAUGGAAGAACUGCAUUCUCAACCAAUGGACUGGACACUAUUACUCCCGUACCCAACCCAAACCAAUCUAUUGGACAGAGGAGAAGUAUGUCCAAGGGGGACAUUCUGAGGAUCAACAAGUUGUACAGCUGCUAAGAGAACAGCUUGAAGACUACCGGUUCCUGACUGCCAGAGUGGAAUGUUAAGCAAUCCAUCAAUAUAUUUUAACCAGAUUAAAUGUAAAAAAAUCAUGUAAUGAUUAUGUAAAUUAUACAUGUCAUUUUAGUUAUGGUUAUCGAUGUAAUAAUAUGAUGUUCAUGUUGUAUGUAACUGAUGGAAUUUACUGACUGAAUGUUGCUAACUGAUUAAAUUAAACCUUAUACAGAUUAAACUGCAAUAGUUAUUCAUUUUUCUUCCCAGAGUUGUUCUAUAAUUUGGCCUUGCUCAAACAGUAGCAGAGAUGUUUUGCUUUAAAAGAAUCUGUACGGUUUUGAAUUUUUGUGGUUUCAUUAAAAACACUGAUUCACAUCAA
Anguilla rostrata (American eel) is the source of this 1266-nucleotide messenger RNA. Its product is annotated as hatching enzyme 1.2-like. Lineage: Eukaryota; Metazoa; Chordata; Actinopteri; Anguilliformes; Anguillidae. The record is from RefSeq and is a predicted model, not a curated record. Gene Ontology annotation, molecular function: zinc ion binding; metalloendopeptidase activity. The transcript has 9 exons. Bases 75 to 890 code for a protein of 271 amino acids. Gene Ontology annotation, biological process: proteolysis.